AAGUGGAGAUUGACACAGUCUCAACACCUCUGAGAACUGCCUGAAAUAUUUGUCUGACACUAUUUAAAUGCCGAGGGGGCUGUUAAUGCAAACAGGCCUGGCCAGGGAGAGCCCCCUCUGCGAGAUCAGCCCCUGCACUGCCGUGAGAUCCCGGGCCAGCCCGCAGGAGAGCGGCCCCCCAGGGGCGGCGCUGGGGAAGGCUGGCUCUGGGCACAGCCGAGGGGCCCGACCCUGAUGCGCCAGGAAAAGGCACCGUCCGCGAAGGGCUGAUGGUGAAUGGCAGCAGGGUAGCCUGGAACGAGACCCAGCACUGUAAGAUUUUGGAUGGGCUAGUCCCAGACCAGGUGCAGCUGUGCCGAAGAAACCUGGAGCUCAUGCAUAGCAUUGUACGUGCAGCCAAAGAGACCAAGGGAGUCUGCCAGAAAACGUUCUCGGAUAUGAGGUGGAACUGCUCUUCCAUUGAGUAUGCACCCAGUUUCACCCCUGACCUCAUGAAAGGGACCAGGGAAUCUGCAUUUGUCUAUGCAUUGGCUGCUGCUGCUGUCAGCCAUUCCGUCGCUCGGGCCUGUGCCUCAGGGGAACUACCUAUCUGUUCCUGUGGACCUGCACCAUCUGAGGUGCCUGGGCCUGGCUUCAGGUGGGGUGGCUGUGGGGACAACCUCCGCUAUGGCCUCCAGAUGGGUUCUGCCUUUGCUGAUGGUCCCAUGAAGUCCAGUAAGGCAGGAGGACAAGCCACCAGGCUUAUGAAUCUACAUAACAAUGCAGUGGGCCGACAGGUAUUGAUUGACUCCUUGGAGACCAAGUGUAAAUGCCAUGGUGUUUCGGGCUCCUGCUCAGUUAAGACUUGUUGGAAGGGGCUGCAAGAUUUGAGUGAAAUAGCCACUGACCUCAAAUCCAAGUACUUGGCAGCCAUCAAGGUGACCCACCGACACAUGGGAACCAGAAAGCAGCUGGUGCCCAAAGAACUGGACAUCAGGCCAGUGAGAGAGGCUGAGCUGGUUUAUCUAGUCAGUUCUCCAGACUACUGCACAAAGGAUCCCAAACUGGGGUCUCUGGGGACUCAGGACAGGCAAUGCAACAAGACCUCUGUGGGCAGUGACAGCUGCAACCUGAUGUGCUGCGGGCGUGGCUACAAUGCUUACACUGAGAGUGUGGUGGAGAGGUGCCAGUGCAAGUACCAUUGGUGCUGCUACGUGAUGUGCAAGAAGUGCCAGCGGACAGUAGAGAGAUACGUGUGCAAGUAAUGCAGGAGGUCCUGAAGCAGCCCAUGCACUGAGAAAGCACUAAAGGACCUAUGCUCCGAGACACUCCAGAGCAUGCCUGGAUAUUUAAUUAAUCACAGUGGAAGCUGUGAGCUUUGGCUAGAAAAGGGGCCAUGGUGGAAAUCCUCAUAUUGGCAUUACCCAGGAAAACACACAUUUUUUGGGAAAAGGCCAGGCCUGAUGUCCUUAGCCUCACCCCUUCCAGAGCAAGAGAAACAGCUGCCUACUGGGGCUGACCUGGUUUGUUUAAAUUCUCAAUCUCCAGCUGGGGACAAAUAAUUUAUCACCCUACAUGCAUGGAUCUCUUUCUCCCCUGAGCUGCCAGCAGCCAUUGUCUCUUUGUGGGAAGCUUCUGAAGGUGGCCUGAAAGUCAGGAGUGAUGGAUGGAAAAGGGUGUGGGGUGGGGAGAGACAAGAGUGAAUUCAGGGGAAGAAAGAAGUGCUGCUCCUGAAUAAGCAUGCUGAGGAAACCAUGGGCAUGCACUUUUGGGGUGGCAAGCUGACCCAAGGCCACCAGAUACUCUCAAUUUCAAGACAGGUACAUGUUCAUUGUCUUCUGCAGUAUCACACUUUCCCUCUAACAUUAGGAUCAGGCUUGGGUGUAGGCUAGAGAAAGACCUCUGCCACCCUCUUCACUAUCAGAGAGAUCUAUUCCUCUGUCCUCUUAUAGCAAUGAGAGAAAGAGAGAGAUUCUAAUAUCAUGGUGAUGGGCAUGCUAUAAAAACUGAGACAAAGGAAAAGUCCAUAGGGGAUGUAGAUGGAAAUAGUGGGAUGGAAAGCGCUAUUGAACCAGAGGGGUCUUGGUAAGGACCAGGCCUGAUGCUCCUGCCCCCGAGCUCACACCUUGUGAGGUGGAGAAGCCAGUAAAUUGGGUGGCACAUUCUCAUUCUCACAUCCUUUUCUCCCCUCCUCUUUUGCUCCUCCACACCCAGGGUGGCAGCCUGUCUGCCUGCCCCUGUCUCUGAACCAGGCUCACUCAGGAGUGCUGACAGUGAGUGCUGAGUACAUUGGCUCCAGGGCCCCUUUGUAGGAUUUGGAGAUGAAACUGAAUUUUUUGAUUUCUGCUUAUUUAUUUGGUGCCUUUUAAAUAAAUAUGUGCGUGUCUCUGCCAAUGAUGGCCCUAAGCCUCAUGCGUUACCCAGGAAGGCUCCCCACUCUGUACCCCCCAGAACUCAGCUGGCCACAAAAGGGAUGAGGCAAUGCUGUCUCCCCUCUUUGCCUGGUAAAGGGAGUGCAAAGCAGACAUUCCGCAGCCUUUCAGGAGAUGAAAUUGCAGAGGUGGCUUCAUAGUUUAAAGGGAAAGGAUGUUUAUUUUCAUUUGAAGAUGCUUUUUUCCCUUUCUCCUGUAUCUCCUUUGGUACUGAUAACAUACUGAUUUGGCUGUUGUGGCCAGACACAGGUUUCCCUAUAUGCACAUAACAAGCUUUGGAACAUUUUUCUGGGUUACUGCAGAUCUAAUCUCCCAGCAAAGUACCCACUCUUCUGGGAUUUAUUCCUAGUAGCAGAGAGCUUGAGUCUGGGGAAAUGAUCCCUGAGUUGUUUCUGAUCUUUAUAAAUCAUGGGUCAAACUGACCUCUAUGAGAGCUGGCAACUGGAGGAGAGGUCAAAAGUGAGUAACUUUCAAAUGGACU
This is a messenger RNA of Mauremys mutica (yellowpond turtle), 2892 nucleotides long. Its product is annotated as protein Wnt-11b-like. Gene Ontology annotation, molecular function: cytokine activity; frizzled binding. The coding region runs from base 270 to 1244 and encodes 324 amino acids. Gene Ontology annotation, cellular component: extracellular region. The record is from RefSeq and is a predicted model, not a curated record. The transcript has 5 exons. Gene Ontology annotation, biological process: neuron differentiation; multicellular organism development; canonical Wnt signaling pathway. NCBI's taxonomy places the organism in Eukaryota, Metazoa, Chordata, Testudines, Geoemydidae.